Molecule: messenger RNA, 1674 nt
Organism: Agelaius phoeniceus (red-winged blackbird)
Lineage: Eukaryota; Metazoa; Chordata; Aves; Passeriformes; Icteridae
Gene: EGR2
Product: early growth response 2
Biological process (GO): regulation of transcription by RNA polymerase II
Molecular function (GO): DNA-binding transcription factor activity, RNA polymerase II-specific; RNA polymerase II cis-regulatory region sequence-specific DNA binding
Source: RefSeq, a predicted model, not a curated record
AUGGGCAGUGACGUCCCGGGCAUUCAGGGGGCCCCCAUAAAUAGUUACCGCCAGACUUGUCCUCCAGCGCGAGCUGCGGCGGGAGCGCGGCGCUCCCGGGGCACCGCGGGCACCGCACCGCCGCGACGGGGCGGCCGCCCGCCCGCACAUGCCGCGCCGGCUCCCCGCCGUCCCCCCGCGCUGGUAGUGGGAGGCAGGGGGAAGCGCCCCCUCCUCUCCCUCCCCUCCCCGCCCCGAGUGCCCACCGCCGGCCGGGAGCGCCGCUCCCCCGGCCGCCCCGCUGCCCCCAUGAUGACCGCCAAGGCGGUAGACAAGAUCCCGGUGACCCUCGGUGGGUUCGUGCACCAGCUCCCCGAGGGCAUUUACCCGGCGGAUGACAUCUCCGCCGCGCUGCCAACUUCGGUCGCGAUCUUCCCCAAUGCCGACCUGGCAGGGCCGUUCGACCAGAUGAGCGGUGUGGCAGGAGACGGCAUGAUCAACGUGGACAUGGGCGACAAGCGGGCCCUGGACCUGCCCUACGGUGGCGGCUUCGCCCCCAAUGCUCCGGCUUCCCGCAAUCAGACCUUCACCUACAUGGGCAAAUUCUCCAUCGACCCGCAGUACCCUGGCGCCGGUUGCUACCCCGAGGGCAUCAUCAACAUCGUGAGCGCGGGGAUCCUGCAGGGGGUCAGCACGCCCUCCUCCGCCGCCUCCUCCGCCGCCUCCUCCGCCUCCUCCGCCGCCUCCUCGGCCACCGCCGCCUCCGCCACCUCCCCCAACCCGCUGGCCGGGGCCCUCGGCUGUACCAUGGCUCAGGGCCAGCCAGCCGACCUGGAGCAUCUCUACUCGCCUCCGCCGCCGCCCUACUCGGGCUGCGGUGACCUGUACCCGCAAGACCCCUCCUCGGCUUUCCUGCCCGCCGCCGGCGGCGGGGCACUGCCUUUUCCCCCGCCGCCCUCCUACCCCUCACCGAAGGCGGCGGCGGCCGACGGCGGGCUCUUCACCAUGAUCCCCGAGUACGGAGGCUUCUUCCCGCCGCCCCAGUGCCAGCGGGAGCUCCACGCCGGCCCCGACCGCAAGCCCUUCCCCUGCCCCCUCGACUCGCUCCGCGUCCCGCCGCCCCUCACGCCGCUUUCCACCAUCCGCAACUUCACGAUGGGGGCGCCCCCGGCGGGCGCCGCCCCCGGCAGCGCUCCCGGCAGCGGCGGGGGCGAGGGUGCGGGCGCCCGGCUGCCCGCCGGCGCCUACAGCCCGCACCACCUGCCGCUGCGGCCCAUCCUGCGGCCCCGCAAGUACCCCAACCGGCCCAGCAAGACUCCGGUCCACGAACGGCCCUACCCGUGCCCCGCCGAGGGCUGCGACCGCCGCUUCUCCCGCUCCGACGAGCUCACCCGGCACAUCCGCAUCCACACGGGCCACAAGCCCUUCCAGUGCCGUAUCUGCAUGCGGAACUUCAGCCGCAGCGACCACCUCACCACCCACAUUCGCACGCACACCGGCGAGAAACCCUUCGCCUGCGACUUCUGCGGCAGGAAGUUCGCCCGCUCCGACGAAAGGAAGCGGCACACGAAGAUUCACCUGCGCCAGAAGGAACGAAAAGGAGCCGCCGCCGCCGCCGGCGGGUGCCCGCAACCCGGCGGGGGGAGCGGCACGGCCGCCCUGGCCCCCUGCGCGGCGCGGACGCGGACGCCCUGA